GGCACACAGCAGCCUGGCCAGGGACAGAGCUGGCGCGCCCGGCACGCGUGCGGUGACACGCAGCCCCUGCGUGACGGGAGACGGAGCCCACCACCCCUCCGGGGGUCUCUUCCCCCAAACCCACCGUGUUGGUCUCACCACGAGAAAGCAUUAGAGAAUACAAGUUUCUAUAAAAUCCAUGACCAGAAUCCAAUCUUGACAAUUUCUCAGUCUUUUAUUUUGUGGAAAAUUUCUCUGUCUUUUUUUCUCUUUUUUGGCCAGCUUUUCAAUCAUUCUAUUAAAAUAAUCACCUCCAGUUGUCAGAGUUCAGAGGAUGCGGUGAGGAGACCUGGAGCGUGAUAUCCUGGGACAGAAGGAGGACGUUGGGGGAAAACUAAGUCUAAAUCAAGUCUUUCAUUCAGUUCGUUGUGUGGUGUCACCGUUAAUUUCCCAGAGCUACAGACAGCUUAGUAAGCACAUCGAUGUGAGCUGCGUCAGCAGAAGGGGAGCAGGUGACAGGCCCGUGGACGCUUGCUGUGGCAUCUCUUCAGCUCUUCUGUAAAUCUAAAAUUAUUUCAAGAUACAAAGCAAAACAAAUAAUACUUCCGAGCCUCUAUUUCGAUGAUCUAUAUUUGCAGCAUUAAUGAGCUAGAAGGAAAACAACACGAAAAAGUCCAGCCAGUUAAGCGUCGGGGACACUCUUGGGGACUUCUGGAGUGUGGUGGAGAAUGGAGCGUGACUGAAGGCCGAGCCCCCUCAAAGCUGAGUUGCUUUGGACCCGAGGCCCUGAAGCCGCCAGUACGCCGGCCGCACCUCUCCAGGCCACAGCCUCUGUCCCAGCUGGGCUCCAUCUGUGGGCUCAGGGGUCAUCCAGGCCAGGCCCGUCCGGGUUCACUGGGGCCUUACCUUAUAGUACAUGUGGCCACCAUGGCCGAGGGAACCCACGCCUGGGAGGGCGGAUUUCCAGGCUGGAAGCCUCCGGCGAUGACGACCAUGUGGCAGGUCCCCUUCUGUGUGGCUGCCUUUCCCUGUGAUGGCUCUGGCCAUGCCACGGACAAACACCUCUGGGUCUCGGCUGCCACCGCAGGCUCCUGCGGCACCGCCCACCUGGAGGCACCACCCCAGAGACACGAGCCUCGUUCUUCUGAAGAGCCGUAGCCUACGCCUUUGUUUUAUUCCAGAGGGUCAUUACAGGGAACCAAAUCUGUACUGGGGCAAAGUCUGCUUUGGGGCCCAAUGUCCCCCCAGUUUGUCGGAUAGCUGUGCUUCCGUGCUUCCGUGUCACUGCCUCUUCCACCCUCAAAUCUCAGCCGAGGAGGCCCAGGAGGACACUCGGAACAUGCAGAGGGGGAGACGGGGACGAGGAGUCACCAACAAACCAAAGAAACCCCGACCUGGAGGCGACCGUUCUAAACACCAGGUGGGGAGUCACUGGGGUGGGGUUUUGGGGUUUCCUUCACAAGCAGCCUUCGAAAUCAGAAGAGAUUCCUUUUCUGCUUAUACCAGGGGAACUAAGAAUCAGCCCACAGGCAGUGGAUUGGCCGAAGUGACCUUUCAGGAUGCUGGCCCUGUGCCCCUAACGUCUCCCAAAAUGCUGAUGAAGCCGAGCCACUUGCCGUGAUGUGUUGAAAAUGGUGCAAGACCCCACACAAUCAUCCCUGAACCUAUAAUGCUGAUGCUCUAAUGUAAAAGGAGUAUUUUCCCGCUUGAGAUAAAAUGCCAUCAGAUGCCAUCUGUGCUGCCUGUAAUUUUAGCCAUAAAUCCUCGUUGUAUUUAUCGGAGAUUUGUUUUUCAAGAUGGCUAAUUUUAGUCUCCAAUUCAACCGCACACUAAUUUUCCUGUUUCUUUCUUGCUGAGAAAUCUGAUAUAACAGCUCCUCAUAGAAAGGGCUUGGCAGGUUCCCAAAGCCCAGCAGCCUCAUUUACUUAGAGAGAGGUUAUUUUUUCUUUCUUCCUCUCUCCCCUCUCCCUCCUUGUUUUGGCAGCGCGGUUAGAAUUCAGAAGAGUUGAAAUAAAAAC
Piliocolobus tephrosceles (Ugandan red Colobus) is the source of this 1997-nucleotide messenger RNA. RefSeq lists its product as uncharacterized. NCBI's taxonomy places the organism in Eukaryota, Metazoa, Chordata, Mammalia, Primates, Cercopithecidae. The record is from RefSeq and is a predicted model, not a curated record. Bases 601 to 1137 code for a protein of 178 amino acids. The transcript has a single exon.